Frieseomelitta varia is the source of this 2004-nucleotide messenger RNA. RefSeq names its product probable ATP-dependent RNA helicase pitchoune (gene pit). Gene Ontology annotation, molecular function: ATP binding; nucleic acid binding; RNA helicase activity. Gene Ontology annotation, cellular component: nucleolus. The record is from RefSeq and is a predicted model, not a curated record. Gene Ontology annotation, biological process: maturation of LSU-rRNA from tricistronic rRNA transcript (SSU-rRNA, 5.8S rRNA, LSU-rRNA). NCBI's taxonomy places the organism in Eukaryota, Metazoa, Arthropoda, Insecta, Hymenoptera, Apidae. The transcript has 10 exons. Bases 125 to 1855 code for a protein of 576 amino acids.
UUUGAAACAUUUCGUAUAAGUAUAUCGUUUAUGUGCGAACAGCCAUCAAUUUUCAGUUUACCACAUGGGUAAAACGUGUCUUAACUGUGUUGUUUUGAUAUAAACCUUUUUAAGUUUAUUAAAUAUGUCAAUACCUGAUAAAGUGUUGAUGCGAAAAAUUAAGAAGAAAGAAAAAAAGAAGUUUGAAGUACUAAAAGAACGAGAAAAGCAAAUACAAAAUGAUGAAACCAUAAGUGAGGAUAUAGAAAAUGACAGUCAAGAAAAUGAUACAGUAAAUGGACUAAAACGACAUCAUAUAGAAAAAAAUAUGUCAGUAAAAAAAAAAAGAAAGAAAAUCGAAAAUGAUCAAAUAUCAGAAGAAAAUAAUAUUAGCAAUACAGUUGCAGAUUUACCUGGAUCUGCAAUGGGUUUAAAAGUAGCAAAUGAUACAAGUUUUAAAAUAUUAAAAGAAAUAGUUUGUGAAAAUACAUUGAAAGGAAUAGAAGAUAUGGGUUUUACAAACAUGACGGAAAUACAAGCAAAAGCUAUUCCCCCUUUAUUAGAAGGAAGAGAUUUAGUUGGUUCUGCAAAAACCGGAUCUGGGAAAACUCUAGCAUUUUUAAUACCAGCUGUUGAAUUAAUUUAUAAAUUAAAAUUUAUGCCUCGUAAUGGUACUGGUUGUAUUAUUAUAUCUCCAACACGAGAAUUAUCUAUGCAAACUUUUGGAGUUUUAAAAGAAUUAAUGAAAUAUCAUUACCAUACAUAUGGUUUAUUAAUGGGAGGUGCUAAUAGACAAACUGAAGCUCAAAAACUUGCAAAAGGAAUUAAUAUUAUUGUAGCUACACCUGGUAGAUUAUUGGAUCAUCUACAAAAUACAGCAGAUUUUUUAUAUAAAAAUCUUCAGUGUCUAAUAAUUGAUGAAGCUGAUCGUAUUUUAGACAUUGGUUUUGAAGAAGAACUUAAACAGAUUAUUAACAUUUUACCAAAAAAAAGACAAACAAUGUUAUUCAGUGCAACACAAACCAAGAAAACAGAAAUGUUGACAACUUUGGCUUUAAAGAAAGAACCAGUUUAUGUUGGUGUUGAUGAUGAUAAGGAAAAGGCAACAGUAGAAGGUUUAGAACAAGGUUAUGUUGUAUGUCCCAGUGAAAAGAGAUUUUUACUUUUAUUUACUUUUUUAAAGAAGAAUAGAAAGAAAAAAGUUAUGGUUUUCUUCAGUUCGUGUAUGUCAGUCAAAUACCAUCACGAACUUUUAAAUUACAUUGAUUUACCAGUAUUAAGUAUACAUGGAAAACAAAAACAGACUAAGAGAACAACAACAUUUUUCCAAUUUUGCAAUGCAUCUUCUGGUAUACUCCUCUGUACUGAUGUAGCUGCACGUGGUCUUGAUAUACCAGCUGUUGAUUGGAUUGUACAAUAUGAUCCUCCAGAUGAUCCUAAGGAAUAUAUUCAUCGUGUUGGUAGAACAGCUCGAGGAGAAGGUAGUAGUGGUCAUGCUUUAUUAAUUUUAAGGCCUGAAGAACUUGGUUUUCUUCGUUACCUUAAACAGGCUAGAGUACCUGUGAACGAAUUUGAUUUUUCAUGGAAUAAAAUUGCUGACAUUCAAUUACAGCUUGAAAAAUUAGUUUCGAAGAAUUAUUUUUUAAAUAUGUCAGCAAAAGAAGCUUUCAAAGCAUAUGUGAGAGCAUAUGAUUCUCAUCACUUGAAACAAAUUUUUGAUAUUGAAACCUUGGACUUAGCAAAGAUUGCAAAAUCUUUUGGAUUUUUGGUUCCACCAGCUAUAGAUUUGAUGGGAGUAAGUAAAAAUUCACGGCCACGAAAAAGAUUAGGUGGGCAUGGUUACGAUUCUAAGUUUAAAUCAAGAUCUAAAUUUUAAGUUUAUUGUUUUUAUUGUUUAUAUAAAAUAUAAAAUACAGUUUAGGUGAUUUUGAUGAAGAAAUAGUACUGAAUCGAAAAUUAUAUAUUGUACAAAAUGCAAGAUUUGUAUAAAUUCAUAAAGAAAUUAUAAAAUUUAUAAAGAAAACA